This is a messenger RNA of Micromonas pusilla CCMP1545, 1920 nucleotides long. RefSeq lists its product as uncharacterized. Gene Ontology annotation, molecular function: histone demethylase activity. The transcript has a single exon. Gene Ontology annotation, cellular component: chromatin; nucleus. Bases 99 to 1838 code for a protein of 579 amino acids. Gene Ontology annotation, biological process: chromatin remodeling; regulation of gene expression. The record is from RefSeq and is a predicted model, not a curated record. Lineage: Eukaryota; Viridiplantae; Chlorophyta; Mamiellophyceae; Mamiellales; Mamiellaceae.
CGCCUGUUAUGGAUCAUCGGAUUUCUUGCAGAGACCAUCAUGAAGAGGCUCUUGCGUUUUUCCUCCUUCGACAAGAAUGUCAAAAAAAAACUACGAGAAUGUCUAUUAUUGGCGAAUGCAUGCCUCUUCUGCCUUGUAGUGCGAACGAAGUUCAACAGUGUACAGAGCUUCGGAGUUCCUUGCCGUCGUUCAAACGGAUCGAAGCGCAUCAACCGCCCGCAUGUUCAGGUGUGAGCUUAAAUGCCAUGAAAACUCAGCAUGCGGUGAGGACACGGUGCAAUUCUUCACGAAAACUUGUCCAGCAAACAAACGAAGGCCGUGUCCAAAUUUGUGAAAAACACGGAUUAGCCAGAAAGAUACUCAAAGCUAUAGAUACGCGUUUAAGUGCUCAAGAAAACACAAGCGAAGGCGAUGUGCAGCUAACUAAAAGCAACGUCGAAAAUUUCUGUCAGUCCACGUCGCACCGGCAUAAUUCAAGCAGUUGGAGAAGAUGUGACGAAGAGAAAGAUUUCAAUUGUGAAGUUGCUGCUGGAGUUUCAGUUACUGUCGGUUCCUCCUCACCUAGUGACUUGCUCCAAGGAAGAGGGUACCACUGCACCUCUCUUUCUGUCCUACAGCAGCAAGGUGCCAUAAAGGUCCACUGUGAUAGCGUUUGGGAAGCUGCGAGAGAUUGCAGCUCUUUUCUGAAUUUAAAGCAUUUGCAAGAUAACAGCGUGAAGCUUAAGUCCCUGCGUGGACAGUAUUCCAUUUUGCAGCAGUCUCUCCCCUCAGGUACAAGAUCUGACGUGAAAAUGGUAGAGGACGAUAGCAAGUCGACCAGAACCUCGUUCGGUACAAUGCUCGCUGAGUUAGAUACGACUUUUAAGUCGACGUGCUCUCCGUAUCUGGUACUUGGUCCAACAGAACGUGAAGCCUUGUUCCUAAAUCUACUCCGUGCGCGCAUUGAAGUUCGAAAUCCUUACCUAACUUCAGUUGCGCUUGGUGCCCUGGACAGUAGCACGGCAACCCCAUCGAAAGAUUCGCAUCAGAAUAAAUUGCAACAUGGAUGGGCGCCUAGCUCUGUCUCAGGCAGUUCUUUCCUGCGAGGCAUGCUCCAUACAUGCGAGCAGCGUUGCCUUCCCGAGGAGAUCUGCGUUUCAGCGUCAUCAGUGGCCGCUUCGAUGAUGAAAGGGCGCCGACAAUUACUCGAGGGAAAUCAAUCUAAAGAAAUGCUGGUUGCGAAACGAAGAUCCGGAGAAGAUGAAAAUCAUAUUUCCCUCAACUCAACGGAUCGAUCAGUUAUAUCCGGAAAUGGCUGUGCCGGAGCCUUGUGGGGUGCAGGCAUUAUUUCACCGUGGUUAUAUUUCAUGAGUAUUGGUUCCAUGUUCUGCUGCCACAUAGAAGACUAUGCCUUUGGCUCUGCGAAUGUCAUCCUAGCACCACCUGAGUCGCAAGCCUGGGUGAUUUGGUACUCGAUCCCUCAGUCUGACAUGAACUAUCUGCACGAAUAUCUUCGUAACUUAUUAGGACUUGAGUAUUCGAUUGAUUGUCUUGAGCAGCGCAAGCUGUGGUUAGAUCCUACUGAUGUAAUUGCCUGGAGAGGUUCCUGUGGGGAAAAGAUCAGUGUAUUCCGCCAUCUACAAGGACCUUCCGAGUACAUUGCAACUGACUAUGGUUCGGUUCACUGGGGUGUUAACAUCGGAGUCGGUUGGAAGGCGGCAGUAAAUUUUGCUUACCCAUCCUGGCGUAAAGCUGCAGAAUCUGUCCAUUUAAUAUACAAAAAGCUGGAGACAACAACGGGGCAAGUGCGUAAUUAUCGCAGCGUGCCAAAUUUCGAAAAUCCGGUCUGGCAGGGCUGAAAUAGAUAAAUGGAUACUGUAAGGUGCCGACAAAGACCCCAUCCAGUACACGUAUUAUAAUAUAGAAUACACAGUAUCAUAC